AUGUCUGAGGAAGAAACCAAGCCUGUAGUUGAGGAAACCGAGAAGGCUCCAGAAACCACUGAAAAGGUUGAGGCCACUGAAGCCGCCGAGGCUCCCAAGGAGGAGAAAUCUGAAGAAACUGAGGCGUCUGACAAGAAGAGAGAGCACGAUGGAAAGGACAAGAAGAAGAAGAGAAGAAGAAGAAACUACGACGACGAGCCCCCUAAGGAGGAGGCCAAGUCCGAAGACGAAGAUGACGAGAAGGACGUCGAGGGCGACGAUGCUGAAGAGGAGAAUGCCGAAGAUGAGGAAGAGGACUUGUUGGAGAUUGACGAGUCCAACAUCAUCACCGGGGGCCGCAGGACCAGAGGUAAGGUGAUUGACUACCAAAAGGCCGCUGAGGAGAACGACAUUCCCGAGGAUGACGAGGAAGAUGGAGAGUUCGAGGUCAAGGAAGAGGAAGUCAAGGAAGAGGCAUAA
Candidozyma duobushaemuli is the source of this 459-nucleotide messenger RNA. RefSeq lists its product as uncharacterized. The record is from RefSeq and is a predicted model, not a curated record. NCBI's taxonomy places the organism in Eukaryota, Fungi, Ascomycota, Pichiomycetes, Serinales, Metschnikowiaceae. The transcript has a single exon. Bases 1 to 459 code for a protein of 152 amino acids.